GUUAAAUUGACCGGGAGUUAUAAAGAGAGAACGGUUUCGAAACGAUCGUUUCAAAUUUGAUUUUGUGAUGGUUAAAAGAGCUAGAAAAUCCGAAAUCCGGGCUAUUUGCAAAGAGGCCCCGUUUGACGACGAACCCCAAGCGGUACGUAAUCGGGAGUUAUGCGAUUAUAACGUGAAGGUAACUUACGAAACCGCCCGUCUUGGAACCGCAGGACGUCCAGUUAGGGUUUAUGCUGAUGGAAUUUACGACGUUUUUCAUCAGGGCCAUGCCAGACAACUUAUGCAAGCCAAAAACGUUUUUCCUAAUGUCUACCUCAUCGUUGGAGUAUGUAACGAUGAUUUAACGCAUAGUAAAAAAGGUCGUACUGUAAUGAAUGAAACUGAACGUUACGAAGGAGUUCGUCAUUGUCGUUACGUAGACGAAGUGGUCCGUGACGCCCCAUGGGAAGUGGAUGACGCUUAUAUCUUGAAACACAAGAUUGAUUUUAUCGCCCACGAUGAUCUCCCCUACGGUUCGGACGAUUGUAAUGAUAUCUACGCAAAAUGGAAAGCCCGGGGAAUGUUUGUUGCAACGGAACGUACGGAAGGUGUCUCAACAUCCGACAUCGUAGCAAGAAUCGUCCGGGAUUAUGACAUUUAUGUACGUCGUAAUUUGCAACGUGGUUAUUCGGCGAAAGAUUUAAACAUUUCGUAUUUAAGUGAGAAAAAAAUUCGCCUCCAAAAUAAAAUGCACGAAUUAAAAGAUAAAAGUAAGAAGGUGAUGAAUUCUUUGGGUGAGAGGAAGGUUGAUUUAAUUACGAAGUGGGAGGAUAAAUCGAGGGAAUUUAUUGAAAACUUUUUGUUGUUAUUUGGCCGUGAACGUUUAACUAAUAUUUGGAAUGAAAGUAAAGGAAGGAUUUUGAACGCUUUGAGUCCACCAAGUUCGCCGAUGAGAGAGGGUUCACCCACUUCUAGUAAUGGAGAUCUUUUUGAUUCUUUCGAAGAUAAUUUAUCGCCCCCGCGGAAAUCGGCUCGAUUAGAAUCUCUCUCUCCUCAAAGUUCUUCGUCGUUGAGUGGUCGAUAUUCCAGUGUUAACGAAUAUAGCGACGAAGAGGAAAUUGCCGCAAAUUAAACGAAAUUACCGAAAACAAAAUAAUAAUAAUGCAAAUAUUAGGUAUUUGAAAAGUGCUAAUUAAAAAUUCGAAAAUUUUUUUUAUAAGGGUCCUACUUAAAGAUAAUAAUAAAAUAUGCUGUGGAUAUUUAAAAAGAAAACCAAUUUUUUUACGUGGGUUAUUUUAAUUUAAUUUUUUUUUCUCAAUAAUUUAUUUUUUUUUUGAUCGAUCGGAUAUGAUAUGUGUGAUAUUUAUUCUUGUAACUUAUUUAUCUGUUUUUAAGGGUUAAAACUAAGCGAAAUUAGAAACCCUUUUGAAAUUAUUAAAAAUUAAAAACGGUGGAAAUCGGAUAAUAAAGAUCGCUAAAAUUUCGUUUAAGGGGGCCAGUAGUGAAAUUAAUUAAUUAUUACGAAUUAAAUAAACCAAAAAUUCUGUAAUAUUACGAAAUAAAAAGAAA
Messenger RNA from Onthophagus taurus, 1548 nucleotides. Its product is annotated as choline-phosphate cytidylyltransferase B-like. Gene Ontology annotation, molecular function: phosphatidylcholine binding; choline-phosphate cytidylyltransferase activity. NCBI's taxonomy places the organism in Eukaryota, Metazoa, Arthropoda, Insecta, Coleoptera, Scarabaeidae. The record is from RefSeq and is a predicted model, not a curated record. Gene Ontology annotation, biological process: CDP-choline pathway.